AACGAAAUGGCGGCUGUGACAAAGUUUUCGCCGCCCGUGUGAAGGAUUCGCGUCGGUCUGACGCGCGAGAACUCGAUAUAUCCGUCACCAGGGUGGCCUUAAAGGGACGCUCACAACUGGUGAGAAGACGUCGGGGCGCGUUUCAGUGCGCGAUAAAUUCGGGCGGCCCGAUGCGGGUCGCAAGCGUUUUUCUGAUCGCAAAUGAUGACUUCAAUGCUGCCCAGCUUUAACCCGCCAAUCGUGAAGCGGCUGCUGGGUUGGAAGAAGGCCGAGGGCGAGGACAAAUGGAGCGAGAAGGCUGUUAAGAGCCUCGUGAAGAAGCUCAAGAAAUCUGCGGGCCUCGAGGAACUCGAGAAAGCCAUCACAACGCAGAACUGCAAUACUAAGUGCAUCACUAUACCAAGGCCUAGCCCAGGAGGUGUUGGCGAUACUGGGGUGCAGGGAGUGCGGGGCAAGGGUCUACCGCACGUGAUCUAUUGUCGUUUGUGGCGCUGGCCGGAUUUGCAGUCGCACCACGAGCUCAGGGCUAUCGAGCAUUGCGAAUACGCCUUCACCCAGAAGAGGGACGAGGUCUGCGUGAACCCCUAUCAUUACCAGCGAAUACAGACACCAGUUUUACCGGCCAUACUCGUACCACGGCAUAGUCUAUCGGGUGACGAGUCAGUUCUUUACAAUACUUCCCUGGAGGAAUUGAGCGUAAGCGUACCCGAGAACACUAGUUUCCACGCCACCUUGAAUCAUCAGCAUCAUAAUCAACAGGGGAUACCGCAAUCCCCUCAGCAGCAACCAAAUAAUCCGUACCAAGGAAUGCAGAGCAUGCAGGCUACGAGUCCCGCUAGUGUUGGCAGCCUUGGCAGCGUUCAGGGCUCGCCGCAUCCACCUCCAGGAUCUAUGGAUCCUCCGGCUGAUACUCCACCGCCUGGAUACAUAAGUGAAGACGGUGACAAUAUGGAUCACAACGAUAAUAUGUCACUAUCGCGCCUUUCGCCUAGUCCUGUUGAUGCGCAACCUGUUAUGUACUGCGAGCCGGCAUUCUGGUGCUCCAUAAGCUACUACGAGCUGAACACGAGAGUCGGCGAGACAUUUCACGCAUCUCAACCAAGCAUAACCGUGGAUGGUUUCACGGAUCCUAGCAAUUCAGAACGUUUUUGUUUGGGUCUGUUGUCGAACGUGAAUCGUAAUACCGUAGUAGAGCAGACCAGACGACACAUUGGGAAAGGUGUCAGACUUUAUUAUAUCGGCGGGGAAGUCUUUGCGGAAUGUCUUUCGGACUCCAGUAUUUUCGUCCAGAGUCCAAAUUGCAAUCAGCGUUAUGGAUGGCAUCCGGCUACCGUUUGUAAAAUACCACCUGGUUGCAAUCUGAAGAUCUUCAAUAACCAGGAGUUCGCUGCUCUUCUCUCCCAGUCCGUGUCACAGGGCUUCGAAGCUGUUUAUCAACUAACGCGGAUGUGCACCAUUAGAAUGAGCUUCGUGAAAGGUUGGGGCGCGGAAUAUCGUCGGCAAACCGUUACGUCGACGCCAUGUUGGAUCGAGCUGCAUUUAAACGGGCCUUUACAGUGGCUCGACAGGGUUCUCACGCAGAUGGGUUCGCCACGGCUUCCAUGCUCAUCGAUGUCAUAAGGCGAGUAAUCGACAUUUCCAAGUGCGCGACUGAGCACGCAAAUAGACAACCGUUUCCGAGAGUUGAAACUCGAGAGAAAACCGCACCGAGGCUUCUAUCGCAUCUACAUUUUUUGUCCGGUGCGUACAGAAUUCUUUGGGAUGACUUGAGAAAAAAAAUGCAAGAUGGUUAGAAAAAUAUCCGCUCGACGGCGCCAGGUGCGCUGUCACGUAUCUUUACGUCUGGAUGCCUCGCUAUUACUGAAAAUAAAAGCAUUCAUUUUCAUCCGGUCGACGAUAGAGCGCGCAUGCGAAUGGAAAUACAGAGAGAAGACGCAUGUUUAUUAGCUAAGAGUAAACGGAAGUCGAGUUCCGUGUCCGACCGGAGUGACUUCCUGUUUAGGGCUCGACCAAAUCCACCGAUAUAAAAAUGUAGAUUUAUAAGCAUGAUUGUUUUAAGUGAAAAAGAAAACAUGGAAGGAAGAGAAGAGAGACAUUCAAAGAACAAAAAAGGCUCGUAACUGACUCGCGCACUUUUUAUUAUGCGCACUAAAAAUUAUGAAAGAUUAAAAAAAAACAUUGAUGACUCUAAGAACACUAAGGACGCAUAUUCCACGCACUAUUUGAGCGCGAAUUCUCAAUUGAACGCGUGCGGCACCUAUCUAUAUAUACAUACUGUGGUUAUGAGAAGUAUAUGUAUAUGUAUAUACAACACACACGACACACGUACCAUAAUUGAUAUACACGAACCAGGGUGAAUUGAAACAUAGACGAGUAUACAUAUGUAGAUUGAAGCGAAAUAUAUUAUUAUAAUGUGUUGCUACCUUUUACAUAUUUUUAUGAUAUGUAAGGGAAACCCGCAUCCGCUGUGUCUUCGCAAGAUACAUAAACGUUAUUUAUAUACCAGACCGUCAAAGAGAAUAAUGGGCGCGCGAAAUUUCGCGCCGUUCUUUAAUAUUAUAAAUAUUAUACAAACAGAUAACAAUAGGUUCUCGUGCAUUUUGGCCGAAACUACGGACACGUCCCGAAACAGUCCUCCGGAUAUUGAUCCUUUCCUGGGUCGUAAGACAUUUUUUUACUAUCUUUUUUUUUCAUUUUUUUUGCGGCUGAACAACGUCACUUCAAGAUACGAUGGUACUACACUUUUGUCUUUUAAUAUCAACACUUAUCACUUCGUUGCUUGAUGUAUAUAUAUGAAAGAAAAAGAAAAAAAAUGUACUCAUUUUUUUUGUGCUACGUGACAAUGUAUUGCCAAUCGCGAUGAAAAUGAGCUGAUAAAACUAAAAAUCAGUGUAUCCAUGUGUUAGAAAUUAUAUGAAUUUUUUUUUCGCACUAUACAUAAUUACAUUAUAGAUACUGUGUCGAGAUAGUCAGAAAUCAUGAAUGUGUGUGUAUGCCUGUGUGUAUGUUUUAAACUCUUGCCUCCCCAAAUGGACGACUGAACCUUCGUUUCCUCCAACGGUAAAAGAGACGAAGAGUGAUCGUAGAGUAGCAAAGAGUGAAAAGAAAUAGGAAAAGGAAAAACACGAGUGUCCUUGUCAUUCGCGUCAUAUAUAUACAAUUCAUCGCGUUUAAAGAAAAGAGAGAGAGAGAGAGAGAGAGAGAGAGAGAGAGAGAGA
This is a messenger RNA of Cephus cinctus (wheat stem sawfly), 3218 nucleotides long. RefSeq names its product mothers against decapentaplegic homolog 3 (gene Smox). The transcript is spliced from 6 exons. Gene Ontology annotation, cellular component: heteromeric SMAD protein complex. Gene Ontology annotation, biological process: anatomical structure morphogenesis; BMP signaling pathway; regulation of transcription by RNA polymerase II. The coding region runs from base 202 to 1620 and encodes 472 amino acids. Lineage: Eukaryota; Metazoa; Arthropoda; Insecta; Hymenoptera; Cephidae. The record is from RefSeq and is a predicted model, not a curated record. Gene Ontology annotation, molecular function: DNA-binding transcription factor activity, RNA polymerase II-specific; I-SMAD binding; RNA polymerase II cis-regulatory region sequence-specific DNA binding.